This is a messenger RNA of Trametes versicolor FP-101664 SS1, 663 nucleotides long. Its product is annotated as oligosaccharide biosynthesis protein Alg14 like protein. The transcript has 5 exons. Gene Ontology annotation, biological process: dolichol-linked oligosaccharide biosynthetic process. Lineage: Eukaryota; Fungi; Basidiomycota; Agaricomycetes; Polyporales; Polyporaceae. The record is from RefSeq and is a predicted model, not a curated record. Gene Ontology annotation, cellular component: UDP-N-acetylglucosamine transferase complex. The annotation marks the transcript as partial.
GUCGCGAUCUUGUUCCUAGCACGGCUCUACACCCUUCUCACAGUGACAAGGGCUGCCAAGCGUGGCGGGCGCCGUCGCCCCGCAGACAGCACCUGCAGCCUCGCCGUCUUCCUCGGCUCAGGAGGACAUACGAGCGAGGCGCUAUGCCUUCUAUCGGCGCUGGAUUUCUCCCGCUAUUUCCCGCGCACUUACUUUAUCAGCGAGGGGGAUUCGCUCAGCAUGCGAAAGGCCCUCGAACUGGAAGCACUUAAAGCCGCCGACGCGCAGGGGAGCCCCCGAUCCACGCCUUAUACAUUCGUGGUGAUUCCGAGGGCUCGGCAUGUGCACCAGUCGCUCCUCACCACCCCAGCCACCGCGGCGGUCUCCCUCGCUGCCGCCGUAUGGCACCUCACGAUAGCCCCUUCGGUCCAUGGCACACCGAUCUCCGAGGUACUCCUACUGAACGGGCCCGGGACCUGCUUCGUCCUAUGUAUCGCGGCGUAUCUGAACCGUAUUUGCGCACUGAGCUCCCCGACGCUGAUCUACGUCGAAUCCUUCGCUCGGGUUCGGCGACUCUCCCUGUCCGGAAAGCUGUUGAGACGGCUUGUAGAUAGAUUUAUCGUGCAAUGGCCAGACCUUGCGCGAGAUGACAAAGGUGCCGAAUAUCGAGGUUGGCUGGUAUAG